ACACUAGGAAUUCUGGGUAAUAUUAAUCUGUUCACUCUAAUGGCGGUGUAACCGUCUUUGCAAGUUUAAGUUGUGGCUUUCUUAACGACUGUUAUUUGGAAAUAGCUUGAAGUAUAUGGUUUCUGUUUGAUCAAGGGACAACCUCUGAAACUGCUACUAUAUAUAUGUGUGUAUAUUGACUGUAGUUUCUGAGAGUAGUUUUCUGCCAGACAAGAUAAUUCCAGCAAGUGUUCUGUUUAUAUUUUGUAAGUGACAUUCUGUGGAAUCUACCAACAUCAAUCACUGAUCUAUCUGCUCCACCAUUUCAAUAUAAUAAUAUUUUUAUUUUCAACCUGUUUGUCGAUCAUGCUAUUGUUGAACACACAACUUCACUCACUCAUGUCAUCUUUAUCACGGCAUCCUUCUUGCUCUGUUUACGAUAAACAAAAACUCACGAAAAUUGCAACACUUCGGCGAGCAUUUUCUGAAAAUCAAUCUAGUUGUGUAAACACCAUAAGUAUAUGUUAUUGAAGUUUAAAUAAGGAACAUUACAGACUAUAUAUUUUCUUUUGGAAAUCUCAGUUAUAACAGCAAAACUGCCAUAUUCUGCCACUUCUCAUCAACAGUAUCAUAGCAUUUUUCACUUGUUUGGCGCCACUAAACAACAAUCUCUCUCUCUAUAUACAUCGCAGAUAUUUUCAUCGACGUCUUUAUCGCUGGAUUAAUUUCUGUUUAAAUCUGCUCUCGUUACAUAACGUAUAAAUAAAACCGGAUUUUACUAAACAGUAAUUCAACAUGAAGCUUUUGGAUAAUUCCAAAUUUGAGGCGAUCACUUCCAAACUGUCGAUGACCCAGGAGAAUUGUCAAAUAGAUGGAAGGUUGGAAAGUUACUCGUGUAAGAUGGCUGGAAGUGAUAAAAGAUUAUUUAAAGCAAUUAGCACUGAUGGUGGUUUCUCUCCAAAUGACUUACAAGCAUUAUCCCCGCCACAGGGUCUAAUUUCACAGAGCCCAAACCAAAUAACCUCGCAUAGUUACAGCGAUGGAGAAGGGCCUCUUUGUGAUACAAUAUCCACAAAGACAUUGUUUUAUUUGAUCUCCACAUUGAAUGCUUCUUUCCAACCAGACUAUGAUUUCAGCAAAGCCAAAAGUGAAGAAUUCAGUAAAGAAUUCUCUGUACAGAGUGUGGUGAAUAUGAUAAACAACCAACUGUCUGCCGUUAUCGGGGACUCCUUCAGUGUGUUUAAGCAGCAACUUUGGGCAACCAUCGAUGAAGAGAUUUCUUUAACUGAUUGUGACAUCUUCAGUUACAAUCCAGAUUUAGUCUCGGAUCCGUUUGGAGAAGAAGGCUGUAUUUGGUCCUUCAAUUAUUUCUUCUACAACAAAAAAUUGAAACGAAUCAUCUUUUUUACGUGCAGAGCCACAAGUUGGCCAGUAGCCUAUACAGACCUUGAAUCUUGUCAAAAUAUAGGCUUCAUUGAAGACAUAACAAUGAUUGAGGACGGAGAGAUGUAUUAAGUGGCUUCAAGCAUUAACAAGUGUCAUCAACUAAAAUGAAAAAAUAGAAAAAACUAUAUUGCAGUUUGUCAGUCAAUCACUGCAGAAUUGUUUAUAUGAGUUAAUAAUAAUCAUAGUUUACGACUAUUGGGAUUUAUUAACUAACCUAUUUAAAUUCAUCCAUUAAUUCAAAAGUUUAUAAAACUUUUGUAUUCUCCAUUUUAAUUUUUUUUUAUUACAAGUUAGUAUCAACUAAAAUAGAGAUUAUGAAUUGUUUUGAAACCAUCUUAGUCUCACCAAUGUUUUUGUUUGAAAUGAAUGCUACUGCCCAUAGACAGCAGUGAAUUUCCUGCCAUGUGUGUGUGUAUGUAUGUGAGAAGAUCUGUUGAAAGUCUGAGGUAGGGUGACUAUUUGCUACAGAUAUCACACCCUUAUUUAUCAAUACUGUCGUAAAUCAAUAACUCUUCCUUUACCACAUUCGGAUCUUAAAUUAUAAAGCCUAACAGAGGUAUGUCAUGUUGUAAACAUGUCAUACAAUAUUACAUUAUACAGUAGGAUAUUACUAUACACCAUCAUACAACAUGAUGUUACACUGCAAGAUGGCAUACAAUAUAGUAUUACAGGUGUACAUUGCCAUACAAUAUGGUGUCUUGCUAUGAUAUCACUUUCUAUUUGUGAAAUAGUUUUCUUCUUUUAUUCUCUCUUCACUUCAGUUAAAGAAAGAAGAUGAAUCUUGAUGCAUUAGUUAUGUCUGUCUGUCACUCAUAUUCUAAUGUGACAUAUCUUACCUAUGGCCUCUCCAACACAUUGGAUAAAUAGACAUUAUGACAUUCUGUGAUAUAACCAAGAAAAAAAAAAAAUUAUCUUUUAAUUUUUCUAAAUAGAACUCAAGAGAAAAGAGUAGGAAAUUGUUGCAAAACAAGAGUUGGCUCUAAGAAAUAUAUAGCUCGAUUGAUUAAUAAACAGACGAAAGAUGGACAAACAAUUAUAGGUGACAGAAAGUCUUUUAUGUGAUAUGUUACAUAUACAUGUUACAUUAUAGCAUUGCCCAGUUGUAUGUUUGAAACGGCUGAAAAGAAUCAUCUUGUAAUUUGAAAAUGUUUAUGUGACAUCUCAUAUAAAUGAACUACUCCCACCUGUUAUUGUUUGUUCAUCCUUUGUGUGUGUGUUCUCAAAAAAGAUCCUAGCUUAUUUGCAAAUUUAAACUAUUUUCUUUCUUUUUUUAAAUCACCUGAGUGAAGUAUGAGAGGAUUGGUCUCCACUCUGAUAUAAUUUUAUAAGGAACAAGUGUAAAAGACAAAUUAACUGCUAAGUAACAUCUAUGGUCUUGUGUUCUCCAGUACGAUAACUGCUGGACAUGAUUUACACAUGCUCUAAUCUAGCUUAUAAUUUCUUUAGCUAAUACUCAACACUAUCUUAUAUUUUACCAUCAUAUAUUUAGACUAUAAUAGUUCUCAUGGUCUCUAAUUACUGAAUUAAGCUAGCUUGAUUAAUGUAAUUUAGGGUUUAAAUAUAUUGAUAUUAAUGAGUUGACUUAUUGUAUUCUGUAGAAAUAUCCUGUCUCAUUGAGUGGAAGUUUCAUUCUUAAUUAAAUCUUUCCUUGUAAAUCAUAAAUUAUUUUUUCCACGUCCACACUCUAUUCCUUACUCUUCCAGAGAAUGACAAAAGAGAUAUCAGAAUCCUGCUAUUUGAAGAAGAAAACAAAUUAAUAAAUAACUUAUUGACGUUUUGUAAAUUUAAAUUUUAAAUCUAUCUUUUUGCACUUUAUAUAUAUAUAUAUAUUUUCAUUAACUCUAAAGGUGCAAAAUAACAAAUACAUAAAAAAAAGAAAAGAAAAAGUACCUUUAGCAAUUAAUAAUCGCACAGUUCACCAUCAAUUUUUUUUCUCUAUCAUUUCAUUAUUGAUAUGAAUUUUUUUAUAACAUUGUAUUAUAUUUUUUAACUGCACUCUUCUGAAAAAUGUUAAAGAAAGACAAAAGUCAUCAUUUUUUUAUAUGUUUCUACUUGAAAUGACAAUUUUUGUUCAGGUGAUAAUUCUGGAAUCUCAAUCUGAAAUUCUCAACAACAAUAUAUCUUCCAUUCAACAUUGCCAAACCUUAAACACCGAUGAUGUAAUAUAAUUGUCUUGAUUUGUUCUUAUUAUUUCACGUUUCUUCAAACCAUAGACAUUGACUUUGCUCAAAGUUGUCUUUUUGUUUUUUUUUAUCUUUGCCAUCAUGUAACCAUUUUAUUUUGUUUGGCUCUCUCUCUCUCUCUCUCUCUCACACACACACACACAUACACAAAAUAAAUGAUAAACAGUGGAUUACUGCAAGUAAACAUGAAGAAACUCCAAAAGUCCUGUUGAGAUUUCUGUUAUCUUUUUAGAAUUGUUUCUGAACUCAAAAGGUUGUAUUUUUCAUAUUUAAAUUAUGCUUACAUGGACACACAUCGCACAUGUAUGCAUCAACAUGUGGACACUUGUUUCACAGGGACAAGUGUAUGCAUGUUACACAUGGACAGUUGUCUACAUAGACAAAUGCACAGGUGCCAUACAGAGACUUAUGAACACCUGGACAAAUAGACAUCUGUCCCCUCCUGGACAAAUCAUCAAUGUAAAUAAUAUUGUUUUCAGACUUUUCCACUGAACAUUGAGCGACCGACUUAGUUUGUAGCUCUCUAACCAUCACCAUUCACUCAUAUAUUGGAAUGUUUUAGUUCAGUCAGACUUGAAAACACAAAUAAAAUAUUAAACUGAAA
Messenger RNA from Octopus bimaculoides (California two-spot octopus), 4212 nucleotides. RefSeq names its product repressor of RNA polymerase III transcription MAF1 homolog. Gene Ontology annotation, biological process: negative regulation of transcription by RNA polymerase III. Gene Ontology annotation, cellular component: nucleus. NCBI's taxonomy places the organism in Eukaryota, Metazoa, Mollusca, Cephalopoda, Octopoda, Octopodidae. The record is from RefSeq and is a predicted model, not a curated record. Gene Ontology annotation, molecular function: RNA polymerase III core binding.